GCCAGUGCUGCAAGAAUUGAUGUCUACCAUUGCCAGUGUUUGGCAGUAUUGAUGAGAAUCUCUUCCAGUGCGGGCAGCAGGCAGUAGCCCGCUGGCGGAGCCGGGGAGGGGGGGCAGCACUCCUCCCUGGCACCAGCGCAGUGCGAGGCGCCCCCGAGGGCUUCUCUUGUCCCGCCCCCCGGGCGGCCGCCUCCUUGUUCCGGAAGCCGGUGCCCGGCUACAGGUGUUGGGAAAUGGCGGCCGGUGACUGCGAUGUGGCGAUGGCUCCGGAGCCGGGCGCGGUGUCCGAGGCCGACGCGGAGAGAGAUGCUGAAUUAUUUAAAGAACAAGGAAAUGCAUUUUAUGCAAAGAAGGACUACAACGAAGCAUACAAUUAUUACACAAAAGCAAUAGAUAUCUGCCCUAAAAAUGCCAGUUACUAUGGCAACCGAGCAGCUACUCUUAUGAUGAUGGGUAAACUCCGGGAGGCCCUUGAAGAUGCACAGCAGGCUGUGAGACUGGAUGACACUUUUGUGAAGGGUCACCUGCGAGAGGGGAAAUGUCAUCUUUCCUUAGGGAAUGCCAUGGCCGCCGGCCGGUGUUUUCAAAAAGUUCUGGAACUAGAAGGUGACAACACUCAGGCACUCGCUGAGCUGAAGAGCGCAGAAGCAGUGUUGGAGUAUGAAAGAGUAGCUGAAAUUGACUUUGAGAAAGGAGAUUUCAGAAAGGUUGUAUAUUGUAUGGAUCGUGCCCUUGAGUUUGCUCCUGUCUGUCACCGCUUCAAAAUCCUUAAAGCCGAAUGUUUGGCAUUACUUGGUCGCUACCCUGAUGCCCAAUCAGUGGCAAGUGAUAUUUUGCGCAUGGAUUCAACUAAUGCAGAUGCUUUGUACGUGAGGGGACUUUGCCUUUACUAUGAGGACUGUAUUGAAAAGGCUGUGCAAUUUUUUAUCCAGGCUUUAAAAAUGGCACCUGAUCACGAAAAGGCUCGACUCGCUUGCAGGAAUGCUAAAGCUUUACGAGCAAAGAAGGAAGAAGGGAACAGGGCUUUUAAAGAAGGAUCUUUUGACAAGGCAUUUGAACUUUACACAGAAGCUCUGAAAAUAGAUCCAAAUAACAUCAAAACUAAUGCUAAAUUGUACUGUAAUCGGGGCACAGUAGGCUCCAAGCUCAAUAAGAUGCAGCAAGCAAUAGAAGACUGCACAAAUGCAAUAAAACUUGAUGACACGUAUAUCAAGGCAUAUAUGAGACGGGCACAGUGUUAUAUGGAUACAGAACAAUAUGAAGAGGCUGUAAGAGAUUAUGAGAAAAUAUACCAGACAGAAAAAACAAAAGAGCAUAAGCAACUUCUUAAGAAUGCUCAGCUUGAACUGAAAAAGAGCAAACGAAAAGAUUAUUACAAAAUUCUUGGUGUUGACAAAACUGCUUCAGAAGAUGAAAUUAAGAAAGCCUACAGGAAGCGGGCACUGAUGCAUCACCCAGAUAGACACAGUGGUGCCAGUCCAGAGGUACAGAAAGAAGAAGAAAAGAAAUUCAAAGAAGUAGGAGAAGCAUUCAGUAUUCUGUCAGAUCCCAAAAAGAAAGCGCGUUAUGACAGCGGUCAGGAUUUGGAUGAUGACGGCAUGAACUCUGGUGAUUUUGACGCUAAUAAUAUUUUCAAGGCAUUUUUUGGUAGCCCGGGUGGCUUUAGUUUUGAAGCGUCUGGUCCUGGGAAUUUUUUCUUCCAGUUUGGCUAAUGCACACCUUUUUGUUCAAUGUGACUGGGUGUAACUCGAGCAAAAAUAAAUGAAUACCCAUGUUUCCCUGUGUUUAAUCUAUUUAGAAGAAAAAUCUUCAAUGUUUCAGUUGAAUACCUCUUGUAUUCAUCUAAUUGUAUGUUCUGUUGAAAAAAAAGCUGUCGUCACAGGAUGUGAAACUGACCUAUUAAUGCUUUGUUUUUAUAAUCAUAUUAAAAAUAAAAAGGAUUACCUCAGUUUUUUUUUGAAGUAUGCAGUCCCUUCCACUAAUGAUCUUCGGUUAGAUAAAUAAAGACUUUGAGCUUUUACAUAGAUGACUAUUUCCUCCAACGUGGAAAAUCAGUUUUUUGUCCAAAGCAGAAAGGGACUUUAUCUCAAUGAAGUAGUGGAUUUUUCUCCCAGGAAUGAUCAACUUCUAAUUGAUUUCUGGAGUGCAUUAUUUUGUCAGCCUCUCUGUGGUCUUCCCAAGUAAUCUGCCUUGUUAGAUAAAUGACCAUUGGAAGUAGAAUGGUUGGGGGAAGAUGGGAAAAUGGUUCAAUUAAAGACCUGUUAGCUUUACAAGUGGACCAGCAGGAAGUAUGCCAUCAUUUCAAGUUUCAUCUAUUUAUGGAGUUAUCAGAACCAGUCCAUUUCAUACCAGUGCAAGUCCUGGAAGUCUUCAAAUGUUCUGUCAUACCUUGUAUUUAACUUAACUGAUCUGUCUGCAUGAUCUUAGCCCAAAACUAUACAAGUGCACAACUAAAAUAAACCUGAAGGGAGACAUGAACUGUCAUUGCAGUCGACCUCCAGUUUAAUAGCUCCAGCCACAUCACAUACACAUCCCAAAAAUGACACAACUGUCACAAAGGUCUUUAGGAUUUCUUUGCAGAGGACAUCACUAAUGUCUUUUGUGCUCACACCAUUAGAUUUGACCUUGUGGUGCUGAAUUCUCUUUGCCUUGGUCAAGUGGCAUCUAUACAUCCUUCUGCCUUUGUCAAACAAAUACCCAGUAACUGCACUCUGAGAAGGGAGUGCAACAGCAGGGCUGCUUUGUUUUUUUAAAUAAAUAUUGCGCCAUGGGAGGCAGGAGACUCAAGGAUCGGGGAGACCUAGAAAUGCAAGUUCAUUUGCCACACUACUUAGUUUCUGUCUGUUAGUUGCAAAGUGGCCAAGCUUGUAAGUCUGCAGAAUAGUAACUGACGUAGAGUCAUACAGCAAGGAAGCAGGCCCUUCAGCCCAUCUGGUCCAUACCGACCAAGAUUCCCAUCUAAGCUAGUCCCAUUUGCUGCCCACAUUUGGCCCAUAUCCCUUUCCGAUCCAUGUACCCGUCCAAGUAUGUGGGCGAUUGAACGAGGUAGGCUUGAGAGGAGGAUAAACUUAAAACUGUACAUUUUAUUUAUAGGCCUAUUUUAUCAUGUGUCUGUAUUCUGCAUCUGAUUAAAAUGUUUUUAUGAGAAUAUUUUGGUGAAGUGGGUAUAGGAAAGAGGAAAAAUAGCUUUAGAGUAAAUGGUCCAUGUCUAUGCAUAUUGCACUGUAGGCUUUUUGCUGAAGUCAUGUCAGAAAAAAAUGAAUUUGAAAUGUUUUAAAAAGAACACCUAGGUAAAUGUUGAUCGUUCAAAAAGCGCAUGUUCAAACCCUGACCACUUCAAACGAAUGGCAGGAAAGGGAUCCCUGUUCAUCAAAUCUCCCUCCCAGACAGUAAUUAGGAAACCUGACAUCUCUUUUGGGCUAUACAUUCAGUAAUUGGUCCUCCAGAUUCUCCUAAAUCAGGUUCAUUCAGUUCAAAAAAGAUUUACGCAUUUUAGUGGAAUUCUGCAGUACUCCAUCUAGCUGACUGCUGGGGUUUAACUUGGUAAAAUGCUAAAUUGCAUGGGAAUGACCCUUGCUUGUUUCAUCAAUUUAAUAGAUUAAUAAAUUGCAGGAUCCAUUUCAAAGUCACUAGUGGCACCUUUUUAGUUAAUAAUAACUAGUUUGAUUUCUUUUGUGUUGGCAUAUCAGCAUUCAUUCCAGGAGUUGGAUUGCACCAUUUGUCUAGACUGAACUUUACAUAAAGCUGACAAUGUCUACAGUGAAGUAGACCAGACAUUACAGUAAAACCUUUCUGUUGAAAUUGGUUAGCAAACUGGUAGAAAACUGUAAUAAAAGUUUGAUUCAACUGUUUGAAAUGGCAAAUAGGUAAGUUACCUAUUCUACUGUUGUUUUAAAAUACAGCUUACAUUUUAAAAAUUAGGCUGGUCUAUAAAUGCAUGGUUCUAAAGAAUGUUUGGAAUGGCUUCAAAACAUUAUUUUUUAAUGUGUUGUUAAGGCAUUGAAAAUGUUCUUCCCAGCCUAAGGAAGCAAGUUGUCCAAGUCUCUUAUUUUUGCCCCUCUUACGGUUUUUAAUGGUUUUAAGUCCAAACUAUCCUUCAUGAAAAUCCUUUACUGCUUGUUGUUUGGGUAAAGUGCUGUUGGCACUUGUAUAUAACUCUUAUCCAGUAACCUGUACCACAGUAACUUAAUUAACACAAACUAGAAGGGAAUAGUAGUGAUAAAUUUGUAGAAGAAAUUGACAGGGCAAAAAUGUAUUAAUGUGCAACUUUGAAUAAAAGCACAUACAGGAUCAAAGGUGGACAUUCUAAAAUUGUCAUAUAAUGUGUAAUUUUUUUUUGCUUAUGAUAAAGGCUACUUUUUUUGAAAAUAUGCUUUAAGAUUCUGAUUAGCGUGAUCUGAAUAAGGGUUUCAUGUCCCAACUAUAAACUGAGGAGCUUUUUUCUUUCUUUGCAUGGAGUUGAGGGUUUCUGGAGACACUUCAAGAGAACAUAACUUGAGAGAAAAUGUUACUGGAUCAUUCUGUUGCACCCAUUGUAAUUCCAUUUUUCUCCCCCUGCUCAUAUCUUUAACAAUCCUUCCAACAGAACAUUAUCCAACAUUCAGGUGUCAGGAUCUCGCUUUUGAACAGUCACAUUAACUGAUUUAAAUACACCCUGGUCUGAUACUUAGAAACUAAAUCUUAAAGAAAUUAAAAGCCAACCAUUUGUUAUAUUGCCACUAAUUUUAAUGUGUGAAACCUAUUUAAUAUCUCAAACACAUAUGUAUGUUUUUGUGUAAGAUUAGAAGUUUCCCCUAUUUUUAAUUCUCGCGUGUUUCCCAAGCAUGCCAAGUAAGUAAUUUUUUUUGUAAGGAUUACAAUUCCCUGGCUAUCGGUGUCCUAGUACUUUCAAACGGUCAUUGUUCAAGAAUGCCAAGUAUCUGCUGACUCUUCAGUCAUCAAGGCUUUAUUAGCCAUCCUGUCUUCUCCGAACAUCCAUCCACUCCCUACAGGGACCACUUAGAUGAUAUUCAUCAUCUCUGGCCACUUUUCUGUCUUCCACUUUCCUUGGAAACAGAAGUAAAUGGUAGUGUCUAAAUUUUUGAUGCUCUACUGGAGAGCACUUCACUCAACAAAGACUGAAUCCAAUCUGAUUCAUUAAGGGAAGGAUUGAGGGGAAAUAUGGCAUUAACUUCGGUUUCAAACUAGAUUACAAAGUUAAAAGAGACCAAGGUUCAAUCCAUUUUCACCACUGUCCUUUCAGAGAAUGGAAUCCUUAAAUACUCCUGUAAACUGAAUAGAAUAUGGAUUCAGAUCAGAGACCUAAGCUUUGCGUGUGUGUUCACUUUUAGUAACUAAGGGAUGAGUGUAAAGGUAACUUUGAGUUUAGAUUUAAAGGCUUUUGCAUGCUGUAAACCUGAAGUAAAAGCAGAAAAUGUGAAACAAAGUUGAAAAUGCACAAGAUAGGUAAACCUUUGAGGUGUCUCAGAACAAUGUGGAGAAAUUACCUAUACCUGAAACAUUGAAGCAAGUUGCUCAUGGAUAUUUUGAAAAUGUUUUGUUCUCUGGCAUUGAAAAUCAUUUGCAAAUUUUGUUUUGCUUCAAGCUUAUUGUUACCAUGGUGACAGAGUCAUACACUCAGAUAAUUUUUGAUUUAUGAAGGUCUAAAUGCUGAUGGACAGGGUUGAUCUUUUUUAUUUUUGUAUGUGUUUUCGCACUGAAAAUUGCCAAAUACAGACUGUCAGACUGCUGUUUUCUAAAGAAAAACUAAUGAAAGGGAAGCAAUUUCCUUUUCAAAAUAAAAUCAGCAGCAAGUUUAGCAUUAAUGUGUUGCUCAGUUUAUUGUUUUCUUUACACUUUAUUCUGGCUUGAAACUUUGGGGAACUGACCUGAGGGAGUUACUGAGUCACAAUGUAUGCAAAAGUUGAGCUGAAUGCAUCAUCAAAGUAACAUUUAAGGGCUUGAUCCAUGAUGCCCCAUCAGUACUGUUAACUUCAGCUUUACUGUGACUUUGUAACGCCUCACACUGAUUAUUUUUCUCGAAUAUUAUCACUCCUUGAGCAUAGACAUUCAAACGUUUAUAGAGUUUGUAAACUUCAUGCUAAAUCUAAGUAAUGUUAUGGUUAAGGGGUCCUGAUGGUAAGACUCCAACUGCACCUCUUGAAGGGUUUUGAAUAUUUUUCCUAUUUUGUGUAAUGUAUUUCUCUAGUGAGCCUUGUGAUGUAUAUUAUGCUGCACAUACUUUGUUCUGAUUGUAUCAUUUCUCAGUGUUUUACUGCUGUACAAUAUGUACACUCUGUACAGUAUUCAUGUACAAAGUGAAAUAAAAAUAAAACAGGA
Pristis pectinata (smalltooth sawfish) is the source of this 6318-nucleotide messenger RNA. It is a transcript of the gene dnajc7, whose product is annotated as DnaJ (Hsp40) homolog, subfamily C, member 7. The transcript has 14 exons. Gene Ontology annotation, molecular function: protein binding. The coding region runs from base 234 to 1712 and encodes 492 amino acids. The record is from RefSeq and is a predicted model, not a curated record. NCBI's taxonomy places the organism in Eukaryota, Metazoa, Chordata, Chondrichthyes, Rhinopristiformes, Pristidae.